UCAAGGCUGUCGCGGCGAACGCCUGCGCCUUACAUCGACUCAACCUCAACAAAAAAAAAAGUUACAAUAAAAAGCGCGCGCUCGCGAAACUGUCAAAGUUAUUUUUUAAAUAAAAGUUACUCUAUUAUUUAUUGUUGAGUAAAUCAUUAUUUUAAAAGACUAGAACUGAGCUCUCGUUUGUCUUGAGUUGUUAAUCAUCGGUUUUAGUACGAAUAACUGUUAAAUCCUCAGUGCCGGUGGAUAAUGAGUUCGCUGUGAUUGUGAGAGUUCGUCUUGGUGGCCGUUAAACAGGCCCCACAACCGCGUGUUCGCCGCGAAUCAUGCAACAGUCGUAGCAACGAACAAACAGACAGUCAAAAUGGGCCCACCAAUAAGUGCCUGGCCGACCAGAGACAUGAAAGUGCCAAAUAUAUCUAAUGAAAGUGACGAUUUAUCGCGAAAGUGUUUGUUACGAUAUCUGAACACUUUCAGAGUGUUAUGUUUAAAUUUCACAUUUGCAUUAUUAUUAUUUCAAGUGUUUUUUGGUUUUAACCCCGUGAGAGCCGGCCCUGUGAUACUCAACAUGGAUUAUUCACAAGGUCCUGUGCCACUAGCUAGAAAUAUAAGACACUUGCCCUGUAUAUCAAGAAGAACAGGACAGGAAGGUCUUUGUAUGUUCGCCAUAGAUUGCCUCAAAGCCAAUGGAUCUCACCUAGGGACCUGUAUAGACAGGUUCUACUUCGGAUCCUGCUGCCAAAUCCCAGACAAAACCAUACUACCACAAAUUAUAGGCAAUAACAUUGAAGAUAAUUCUAUAGACAGUGCUAAUUUUGUUCAUCCACAAAUUGAAGACAAAGUACAUGCAGCAACAAGCAAGAUUCCAGAUAUAUUCGCUUCCAAAAAAACUACAACGACUACAACAGAAAAAAUCGAUAAUACAGUAACUGAUAAAUCUGAAACAGUACUCGAUAGAACAGAAGCGAUUGAUUUAGAAACGAAAUCUGAUGAACAAUCGACUAUCGAUAACAAAAUAUCGAAUGACGAUGUCAAGUUCACUACAUCAGCCAUCGUAGAAACUACUGUGAGAACUGAGAAUAAAAUCACCGAGGCACCAGUCACUGAGCUACCUAUGAAGCUAUCAACGUUCCAAACAGUUUCUAGUGAAAAUAACGUUGUAACUGAGAAGCCUCAUGAAGAAGAGGUUACUAAAGUUACGACUGUAAAGCCGAAGCCUACUCGGAAACCUUCGAGGCCGACCUUUAGGCCUUCGUCACAAAAGCCAUAUAACCACACAAGACCUCAAUACACCUUAUCUACGUACAAACCAAGGCCUGUGAAGCCUGUGUACAAUACUACAAGGAAACCUCCUUACAGGCCUCCUAGCAAACGACCUGCUACAAAGAAACCUUUGCCAAUCCCUCCCAGAUUGAACAUAACAAUACUACCUCAGUCGACUAGCUCAAAACCAAUAUUCACGCGACCCUCAUCAGUAUCUAUCACUUACAUCAACACUACAGUUGCCACUUCAACAACUUCUGAACCAACCACUACAACAACAACUACAACUACAACGACAACCACAGAACCACCUCCAACAACUGUUCUAACAACUUUAGUAACAGAGAAAGUUGUUGAAGCAACUCAACCAACAACAGAAGCUGAGAAAACGACUCUUUCAUCUAUCACGGAGACAGAGAAACCAGUUGAUAAAACAACUAUUUCAGAAGGAACCAUUGAAACCACAAUAACCGAAGCUGUUAAGGAGACAACUGUGCAAGUAUCCGAAGCAACUGAGGUGGUUUCGACUACCGAAGCGGUGCAGGUGGUUACAGAAGCAGGGCAAUUGGUUACUGAAGUAGAAGCUACGUCACCUUCUGCUUCUCCUGCUUUUACUGAACCAGCUAAGGUUGAAACCUUGACCACGUUGGAAGUAUCUACUAAAGCGCCUGAGAAAGUCACUGAAUCUGAUGAAAAAUGGCCAACAGAAGGCUGGGUGCUAAUAUCUUCAAUACCACCACAAGACACCACUUCAACAACGACAACUACAACACCUGCGCCUACAACAACAACUUCAACAACAACAACACCUGCUCCUACAACAACGACAACAACAACAACUACCACAGCAGCCCCUACAACGACCACUACAACUACAACAGUUGCACCUUCGACAGAACAACAGACAGUGCAACCAUCUUCAACCACAACAACUGAGGCGCCUGCAUCAACUGUGACAACUCAACAACCUAUUUUAGAGUUUACUGUCAACGUGACCCUGUCUCCUACUAUACCGACAUCAACUCAAAGUAUUGGAUUAACAACCUUCACUUCUGUUUCAUCUGAAAAUGCAACUGAAAGUGUUAGCAAAAAUGAGACUAGUUCUAGUACUACUGAAGCUAUAAAACCUUCGGAAGAGACCACCAUAGCUACUACGUUAAUACCUGAAACCACAACUGAAAAGGUUAACAUGUCUGACUACAAAAAUGUUUGCGGCCGAAGACUCUGGCAGGCUCCUCAAGGUCGUAUCGUCGGUGGCACGAAGUCUGGCUUCGGGCAGUGGCCGUGGCAGAUCUCACUGAGACAGUACAGGACUUCCACAUAUCUUCACAAAUGUGGAGCCGCGUUACUGAAUGAAAACUGGGCGAUCACCGCAGCACAUUGUGUUGAACAUGUCCCACCAUCAGAACUUCUAGUGAGACUGGGAGAACAUGACUUGGCCCAGAGUGACGAGCCAUACGGCUUCGUGGAGAGACGAGUCCAGAUCGUGGCCAGCCAUCCACACUUCGAUCCAGCUACCUUCGAGUACGACCUGGCUUUGUUACGGUUCUACGAGCCGGUGACCUUCCAGCCGAAUAUCUUGCCGGUGUGCGUGCCUGAUGAUGACGAGGACUUCGUCGGGAAGACCGCGUACGUCACCGGUUGGGGACGACUGUUUGACGAGGGUCCCUUACCCAGCGUGCUGCAAGAGGUCCAAGUCCCAGUGAUCAACAACACGGCGUGCGAGGCAAUGUACCAGGCGGCUGGAUACAACGAACAUAUACCAAACAUAUUCAUAUGUGCUGGGAGAAGCAAAGGCGGGGCUGACUCUUGUGAAGGUGACAGUGGAGGUCCAAUGGUGGUCCGACGAGAAAGGGACGACCGAUUCGUGCUGGGCGGCAUCAUAUCCUGGGGCAUCGGGUGUGCGGAACCCAACCAGCCUGGAGUCUACACAAGAAUCUCAGAGUUCAGGGAUUGGAUCAACCAGAUACUACUCUUCUAGAACUGCUAAACUUCUCUACAAAUCAGGAAUGUUUAACUUAUUUCCUUCACACCAUCGACAGCCUAUAAAUACCCACUGCUGAGCAAAGCCUCUUCUCACACGGAGAAGGUUUGAGCAUUAAAC
This is a messenger RNA of Spodoptera litura, 3361 nucleotides long. It is a transcript of the gene Np, whose product is annotated as serine protease notopleural. Gene Ontology annotation, molecular function: serine-type endopeptidase activity. Gene Ontology annotation, biological process: proteolysis. The record is from RefSeq and is a predicted model, not a curated record. NCBI's taxonomy places the organism in Eukaryota, Metazoa, Arthropoda, Insecta, Lepidoptera, Noctuidae.